ACCCAAACUUAUUAACAACAACAAAAACUUCAAGAAUACACAAACUCAGCAACAAUGGCGAAAUUUGAUCCAUACAAGAUUAUAAAUAUGAAAGCCAAUGAAGAUGGCACAUUUACUCGUCUUCUCCGCUUACCACCUGCACAAACCAACGACGAUCCUUCCUCAGGAGAAGCCGUACUCUCCAAAGACGCCAUUAUUAACCAAGCAAAAGGCACCAAAGUCCGUAUUUAUCUUCCUAGUACGUGCAUUUCUAACGGCGAACGUCUACCCAUCAUAUAUUACUUUCAUGGCUGUGCUUGGGUACACUUUUCACCUGAUAACCCUACAGUUCAUAUUGAACGUAAAUGGACUGCCGGUACACUUCCGGCAAUCAUCAUUCUUGUUUUCUACAGGCUCGCACCGGAAACUAAGCUUCCCGGCCAAUACGAUGACGCCGAAGAAUCAAUUCUUUGGACUAAAAGACAAGCCCUAGAUCCUAACGGCGAACCAUGGCUCAAGAAUUACGCAGAUUUCUCGAAAUGUUUCCUUACCGGGGCCGGCAGUGGAGGGAACAUAGCGUUUCACACGUGUUUGCGAGUAAUGGAAACGGAUUUAGACCCAUUGAAGUUAAUAGGGUUAGUAAUGAAUCAACCGUUAUUCGGUGGGCUACGAAGAACGGAAUCGGAGAUCAAAUUUGCAGCCGAUCAGAUAAUACCAUUGCCUGUUCUUGACCUAGUGUGGGAGCUAGCCUUGCCUAAAGGAGUGAACCGUGACCAUAGAUUUUGUAAUCCAAUGGUGGACGGACCUCAUCGACAGAAGAUAAAGUCGUUGCCGCCGUGCUUAGUGCUAGGGUUUGGAAUGGAUCCGUUGAUAGACAGACAACGGGAAUUUGUGCAGUUACUGAUGAUGUACGGUGCUAAAGUAGAAGCCCAUUUUGAUGAGAUGGGGUUUCAUAGAAUGGAGAUCGUUGAUGUAAAAAGCCGAGUGAUGUUGCGAGAUGCUAUAAAGCAAUUUAUUGAUAAGCAAAUUGCAUGUGAAGCUUCGAAGCAUGAGGACGGUCAUUUAGACAAAAGUGAUAGCGGUAAUCAUUUAGACAUGAAUGGUGGCAGUGUUUAGUUAGUAUAUGAGAUGAAGCAUGGAAGAAGAUGACUGCAGAGGAGAAUUUUAAUUAUAUGUAGGUUUAGCUCCAAAAUGUUUUUAAGUUUUAUUUCCUUUUGUCCAGACUGCAACUCUUUUAAUUUCGAUUUGGGGUGAAUGAGUUUAAUUGUAAGAUAGAUUCAUUAAGGAUAGGCAAAGUCACAAUUAUACCGUUUUUGUCAUAUAUAUUGCAUUUCUAAAAUUGUAAUAGUUUGUUGUGCUAAAUAUACCCUGAUUUAUCA
This is a messenger RNA of Mercurialis annua (annual mercury), 1358 nucleotides long. Its product is annotated as probable carboxylesterase 9. The transcript has a single exon. Gene Ontology annotation, molecular function: hydrolase activity. Bases 55 to 1095 code for a protein of 346 amino acids. The record is from RefSeq and is a predicted model, not a curated record. Lineage: Eukaryota; Viridiplantae; Streptophyta; Magnoliopsida; Malpighiales; Euphorbiaceae.